Penicillium longicatenatum is the source of this 774-nucleotide messenger RNA. RefSeq lists its product as uncharacterized. The transcript is spliced from 3 exons. Lineage: Eukaryota; Fungi; Ascomycota; Eurotiomycetes; Eurotiales; Aspergillaceae. The record is from RefSeq and is a predicted model, not a curated record. Bases 1 to 774 code for a protein of 257 amino acids.
AUGUCUUCCAACGACCACCCGGAAUCCGGGAUGCCCAAAGAACACGAGUCGGGGGCUGUCACUUCUCCGCAGGAGUCCCAACCGCAAAUUGAAUCAAAAUCCUCCCCUGUCCCCGAAAACACCGUCGCUGAGCACGAUUCCUCUGCUAUCCCAUCAGACCACGCUCAGUCAGCUGCGCCCGUGAGCCACCCCGCAACUACUGGUGGCGAAAGCGCCCCGGAGGCGACUACAGCGAACGAGCCCGAGUCCGCGACCGCGAUCGCGCAGCCUGCCACUGGCGUGCCGUCGACGGAAAGCGAGGAGCUGAAGCCUGGAGCUGAGCUCUCGUCUGAGCAGGCAGAUGCUGAGGGGAAGGAGGUCGAUGCUGGGCCUUCGCUGGACAUCACGCUCCUUUUGACAACUGGGUCACGACACCCGUUCACGAUCGACGGGCCAUAUCUGCGGAAGAGAUCUGUUAAUGUUGAGAACUACGAUCCGUUUGCGAUGAGCGUUUACACUCUGAAAGAAUUGAUCUGGCGAGAGUGGCGAGCUGACUGGGAAACCCGUCCAUCGUCCCCGAGCUCUAUCCGUUUGAUUUCCUUUGGAAAAUUGUUGGAUGACAAGUCGCCUCUCUCUGAAUCAAAAUUCAACCACGACGCCCCUACUGUCGUACAUAUGACAGUCAAGCCGCAGGAGGUAGUCGACGAGGAAGACGCCAAGGGAGCGAAAGCACAAUACAGCCGGGAACGCGACAACAACGAGCGCAGCCCUGGCUGUCGCUGUGUGAUUCUUUAG